AGAGCCCAGCACUCGCGGACAGUUACUUCUUGCAAAGCAGCUUUGGUUAACUUGUCAGGCCCCAUCCCAGGACUGACCACAGUAGCCCUUAGCUAUUUUCUGCCCUGUUAGCUCCGUGGAGUGAUGAAUGAGACUGUCCCCGGGUCACUAUCCUCCUCGCUGUUCUGUCCCUGACUCUAGGAACCCCGGUGAAGGGGGAGGUGAAAGCCCAGGGGCCCAGAGGGGGUGGGAAGGGGAGGUGGCCGGUCCAUUUAUAGUCCUGCUCUUUGGGAUGCUGAAGGUGCUGAAAUAGAGGCCGACACAAGAGGCUUGGCACAGUGAAGGACCCACCGAGCUGGCCGCACCGACCCUGCGAUGACAAUAGGGGGCAUGGAAAACGUGGAGAUCUUCACUUCCGAGGGCAAAGGCAGAGGUCUGAAGGCCACGAAGGAGUUCUGGGCUGCGGACGUCAUCUUUGCCGAGCGGGCCUACUCUGCGGUGGUUUUUGACAGCCUGGUGAACUUUGUGUGCCACACCUGCUUCAAGAGGCAGGAGAAGCUCCAUCGCUGCGGGCAGUGCAAGUUUGCCCACUACUGUGACCGCACCUGCCAGAAGGAUGCCUGGCUGAACCACAAGCACGAGUGUUCUGCCAUCAAGAGAUAUGGGAAGGUGCCCAACGAGAAUGUCAGGCUGGCGGCCCGCAUCAUGUGGCGGGUGGAGAGAGAGGGCACCGGGCUCACCGAGGGCUGCUUGGUGUCCGUGGAUGACUUGCAGAACCACGUGGAGCACUUUGGGGAGGAGGAGCAGAAGGAGCUGCGGGUGGACGUGGACACGUUCUUGCAGUACUGGCCGCCCCAGAGCCAGCAGUUCAGCAUGCAGUACAUCUCCCACAUCUUCGGAGUGAUCAACUGCAAUGGUUUCACGCUCAGUGACCAGAGAGGCCUACAGGCAGUGGGUGUGGGCAUCUUUCCCAACCUGGGCUUGGUAAACCAUGAUUGCUGGCCCAACUGCACAGUCAUAUUCAACAAUGGCAAUCAUGAGGCAGUGAAAUCCAUGUUUCACACCCAGAUGAGGAUUGAGCUCCGGGCCCUGGGCAAGAUCUCAGUAGGAGAGGAACUGACAGUGUCCUACAUUGACUUCCUCAAUGUCAGCGAAGAACGCAAGAGGCAGCUGAAGAAGCAGUACUACUUUGACUGUACAUGUGAGCACUGCCAGAAAGGGCUGAAGGAUGACCUCUUCCUGGGGGUGAAAGAGGACCCCAAGCCCUCUCAAGAAGUGGUGAAGGAGAUGACACAAUUCUCGAAAGAUACACUGGAAAAAAUAGACAAAGCUCGAUCGGAGGGUUUGUAUCAUGAGGUCGUGAAGCUGUGCCGGGAGUGCCUGGAGAAGCAGGAGCCGGUGUUUGCCGACACCAACCUGUACACGCUGCGGAUGCUGAGCGUGGUGUCCGAGGUCCUCUCCUACCUCCAGGCCUUUGGGGAGGCCGCGCACUACGCCAGGAGGAUGGUGGACGGCUACAUGAAGCUGUACCACCCCAACAAUGCCCAACUGGGCAUGGCUGUGAUGCGGGCAGGGCUAACCAACUGGCAUGCUGGUAACAUCGAGGUGGGGCACGGGAUGAUCUGCAAAGCCUAUGCCAUUCUCCUAGUGACACAUGGACCCUCCCACCCCAUCACCAAGGAUUUAGAGGCCAUGCGGGUGCAGACGGAGAUGGAGCUGCGCAUGUUCCGCCAGAAUGAGUUCAUGUACCACAAGAUGCGCGAGGCUGCCCUCAACAACCAGCCCAUGCAGGUCAUGGCCGAGCCGAGCAGUGAGCCAGCCCCAGCUUUGUUCCAUAAGAAGCAGUGAGGACCCGAGGUGGGGAGCGAUGUGGCUGGGGGCUGGGGAGAAAUCUGGACCUGGUGGUUCUGUGAAGAGACUCUUGACGAAGAAAUCAGAGUAAUUCUCCAUCUUGCAGCUGAGGCGAUGCACCGCCCUUGAUCCCCAGUGUCAUUUUGAUUCAAGUCAAUUUAUUUUAAUACGAUUUAACUCUAUCUCAUUCUUGCAGAACUCUUUGUAUAAGUAGUUGUUGGGUGCUACAUCCCAGAACCCAAUAAAGGAACACAAAUAUAAUUGGAGAUAAAAAGUAAACAAUGAAAACAUAAUGUGA
Molecule: messenger RNA, 2128 nt
Organism: Cavia porcellus (domestic guinea pig)
Lineage: Eukaryota; Metazoa; Chordata; Mammalia; Rodentia; Caviidae
Gene: Smyd1
Product: SET and MYND domain containing 1
Exons: 10
Coding region: 355-1827 (490 amino acids)
Cellular component (GO): nucleus
Molecular function (GO): protein binding; histone H3K4 methyltransferase activity
Source: RefSeq, a predicted model, not a curated record